Molecule: messenger RNA, 951 nt
Organism: Fusarium odoratissimum NRRL 54006
Lineage: Eukaryota; Fungi; Ascomycota; Sordariomycetes; Hypocreales; Nectriaceae
Exons: 1
Coding region: 1-951 (316 amino acids)
Source: RefSeq, a predicted model, not a curated record
AUGACUGCUUUUAAGAGAUUCACAGAGUUUCCUAGAGAGCUUCGAGAUCGAAUUUGGAGCCUUGCCAUCCGGGAUGACCAUCCAGGAGUACAUAUCUUCGGACAAUAUGUGACCGGAAGCCAUCGUAUCCUAUCUUGGGACGGUACAAGCUUUGAUUUGGCUGCGCCUUCAUGGAGCCGGUACUUUGAGAGCUUGGACGAGCAUCGCAGCGACGAGAAUAUUUCGACAUAUCUUAUAGACGGUGGCUUAUGGACCGCUUGUCACGAGUCACGAUGCAUCAUGGAAAAGCAUUUCAAACAGUCAAAACGACAAUCAAACCUACGUCCUCCUGACGAAUACCGAAGAAUUUCUAGUGCGAAAGAACUUUUCAAAAGGGCCACAUCAGGCUACUUUGAUGGUGCUCCUCUCGAAAUAGUGACAGUUUUUCCCCACAGGGAUCUUUUUAUCUUGCAGCACGAUGACUUGGACAAGAUCGACUGGGGUUCGAUUGGUUACGAAGCUGCUCUGGCAUCAACAAGAGAAGAGUUCCAUGGAGUGGAGCACAUCGCAAUAGAGUACGACCGAGCGUGGGGGAAUGGAUCUAGCAGAGGAGAUGUUAACUAUGCGCUUUUACAUGCUGCUGUCGGAGCAAACUAUACUAUCUGGUUCAUUGACCGCUCUCUGAAAAGAAAGAGUCAAGCUUCAGUAUUUAAAGAAGAGUCAGACUGUUCCUGGAAGAUCAAUGCUUUCUAUGCCAGCGACAGGAAAUUUUUGGAGAUCAAUGACACCCAUGCCCUGUUGGAGGACUGGGAAUACAUCGGGCCGGUGGAAAGCUAUUGGUACGAUCAUAUCUGUGAUUCGCUUGACUUUGUUCGCCAGUUAGAGAUCGAUCUCACUGACCAGUACAUCGCUGGCGGCUAUGAAGCCGAGAAACCCUGUACCAUUAGGCUUCUCGGAUGGGCCCACUUAUGA